GAGCCCUCGCUGGGCUGAGGAGUCCCUGCCCUGGUCCAGAGAUUCCUGGUUCUCACGCAGGAGGACUGAGAACAUCCCUGCUGGCCAUCAUCCACUGACAGCAUCUCCCGGCAGAGCCCCAUUCCACCAUGGCCCGUCCCUCUGGCCUCCUCACCAGCUCCAAAGAGCCCGUGCCCCUCAAGAGCAUCUCCGUGGCCGUGGCCAUCCAGGGGUUCGUGGCGGACGUGACGGCGACGUUGCGCUACAAGAACGAGGAGCAGAGCCCCGUGGAGUCGGUCUUCGUGUUCCCCGUGGACGAGGACUCGGCCGUGUACGGCUUCCAGGCCGAGGUGGACGGGAAGACCAUCGUGGCUGAGAUGCAGGAGAAGCAGCAGGCCCAGAUGAGCUAUGAGGACGCGGUGGCCCAGGGCCAGGAAGCUUUCCUGUUGGAGCGGGACCCCAGCUCCGGGGACGUGUUCAGCUGCAGCGUGGGCAACCUGCCGCCCGGCCAGGAGGCGAAGCUCAGCGUGAGCUACGUGCAGGAGCUGCCGCUGGAGCCCGACGGGGCCACGCGCUUUGUGCUCCCCGCCGUGCUCAACCCGCGCUACGUCCCCACCGGAGCGACCGAGGCCAGUGGCAUCACGUCUCAGGUCCCCCGGGCUGCCCGCGGCGAGCUGCCCUAUACGCUGAGCCUCAGCGCCAACAUCCACUCCCCGUAUGGCAUCGAGAAGGUCCAGUCCAACUUCACUCUGGGGCCCCUGCGGUACCUUGGGGCGGACCAGGCAGAGGCCCAGGUCUCCCUGGCGGAAGGGCAGCAGUUCGAGCGGGACGUGGAGCUCCUGGUGUACUACAAGCAGGUGAACACGCCCAGCGUGUGCGUGGAGGCCUCUCAGCCCGGGGCCCAACCAGGCUCGCUGAUGGGGGAGGCCGCGGUGAUGGUGAGCUUCUACCCCAGCAUCCCCGACCCCAAGGAGCAGGCCACGACCGGGGAGUUCAUCUUCGUCCUGGACCGCUCGGGGAGCAUGUCGUGUCCAAUGUCCGGCGAGCUCCAUUCCCAGCUGCGCAUAGACAGUGCCAAGGAGACGCUGCUUGUGCUGCUGAAGAGUUUACCCCUUGGCUGCUUCUUCAAUGUCUACGGGUUCGGCACCAUUUUUGACUCCUUCUUCCCGGACAGCGUGGAGUACACGCAGCAGUCCAUGGAGGAGGCCGUGCAGAGGGUAAAGUGUCUGCGCGCCAACUUGGGGGGGACGGAAAUCUUAGCACCCCUGAAGAGCAUCCUCAGCAAUGCCUGCAGGCCGGAACAUCCCCGGCAGCUCUUCAUCUUCACGGACGGAGAAGUGGAGAACACGGAGGAGGUGAUAGCCGAAGUCCGGCGCCACAGCCUGACCCACAGGUGCUUCUCCUUCGGCAUGGGGGAAGGAGCCUCCACCGCCCUCAUAAAGGGCAUCGCGCGGGCCACGGGAGGCAGCGCAGAAUUCAUCACGGGGAGCGACCGGAUGCAGCCCAAGGCUCUCCAGUCCCUGAAGCGUUCCCUGCAGCCCGCGGUGCAGAACGUCUCUUUGAACUGGACCCUGCCCCCCGGGCUGGAGCCCGUCCUGCUGUCCCCAACCCCCAGCGUCAUCUUCGGGGGUCGGAGGUCUAUCGUCUACGCCCAGCUAAUGGGGAAGCAGCCGCCGUCAGGGAGCACGGGCUCCGUGUGUCUCCGGUUCACGCUCAGGGGUCAGGCCCUUGAGAACACGCUACCAUUCGUCCUGCAGCCCGACUCGGAUGCCAAACUGACUGUUCACCGCCUGGCCGCCAAGGCCCAGCUCCAGACCCUGGAUGCUUCCGGCCGCCGAGCCUCGGACGAAGAGAAGGCGAAGGUGGUGGCGGUCAGCAUCCAGUCCGGCGUGGUCUCCUCACUCACGGCCUACGUGGCCAUCCACAAGGAGCUCGGCCAGCCCCUCCAGGGGCCCCUGGUGCGGAGGGAUGUGCCACUCACAGCCUUCUGUUUUUCAGCUGCCCCCUCCCCUGCCACGGUCGUGGAUAACUUCAUAGUUGGCCACAGUUAUUUCGCUGCCCCAAGAUGGACAAGAAGGGCCACAAUGGACGCCUUAUUCUCUUGCUGUAAACUCAUUGAUUUAAAUGAUGAAACGGACUCUUCUCUCAUGGAAUCCUGCCAGUCUCCGAGCCCAGCCCCCCUUCUCCAGCUGAUUUCUCUGCAGAAGGCAGAUGGCUCCUGGGCACUGGAUGGAGCUCUGGCCUCUGUCCUGGGGGUGAAGGAAAAGGAGGUGUCCUCUUCGCUCCCUGGACAGGGCGUGGACACUGCGGUCUGGGCCACCGUCCUGGCUGUGGUCUGGCUGCACAGCACCGAAGGGGACCGGAGGGAUGAGUGGGAAUUACUGGAAGGCAAGGCCGUGGCCUGGCUCCGUGCCAAAGCAGGUGCCCACCUGGUCGAGUGUCUCCGGGCUGCCAACACCCUGUUGAAGGCAUCUGUGGCUCCUGCCGUCUUCGGUCUGUGAGGGGACACAGACACCAGGACACCCUCAGAUCUCCUCCAACUGCCGCUCCUUCCCCUGCCUGGCCUCUCCUGGGGGAAGGGGAGCUCUGGGCCCACCGACUUCCCUGUACCCCUUUCCCCCCGCCCUGCCUUGCUCCAUCCCAUUCUCCGCUCUCUGCCCAGCUCCCAAUUCUGCCCCAUUCCCAAGUCUGCCCCAUUCUGAGCUCCUGCUCACUGUGGGUGGCUGAGGAGAUUUUCUCCUGAGCUGGUAUCAGCAUUGGUUCCCGUGAUGCUGACCGGUCUGCUCCCAUUUGGACCUUCAGUGGGGGAAUGUUUGAGCCUGAUAUGGGGGGCUUCCUAUGCCCUCGCCCCAGCAGAAGUUCCUAGCCCUCUUUAGGCCAUCAGGCCGGCCCAGUACAGACCACAAACUGAGUCCCAGAAUCAGGGGCUGCCCGGGUUGUGCUGCCAACCUCCUGGCCCAGGCCUCCCCCGACCCACCCCGGCAAGGGGCUGGGCAUCUCUGGGGCAUCUAGCCUGCUGGUGCCUCGGGGGAGACAGCUGCUGGGUGCCUUAAAGCCAAUGGCCAAGUGUCUUUGCUUGAUGCGGAGAACAAUAGACAACACUUAGAAUAUUUUGAUUCGGGGGAGAGACAUUUAAAGAAUGUGUUUCAGAAAACCGGUCCAGGCAGCAGGGUGAAGUACGGACUUGAGAGAAGAGAGGCUGGAGGUGGGACGUCAAAGAGGAGGCUGAUG
Tachyglossus aculeatus (Australian echidna) is the source of this 3210-nucleotide messenger RNA. Its product is annotated as von Willebrand factor A domain-containing protein 5A-like. The record is from RefSeq and is a predicted model, not a curated record. Lineage: Eukaryota; Metazoa; Chordata; Mammalia; Monotremata; Tachyglossidae. The transcript is spliced from 17 exons. Bases 129 to 2480 code for a protein of 783 amino acids.